GAAUCUAGAUGAAGCUACAAAGUCAGUGUACACCGAAAAUAUCAGACUAACAGAGGCUCUAAACUACCAUUUGAAGGAAGAAGAUAAUUUGAAGAAAGAAAGAAACAAAUUGUUGGAGGAGAAUGCUAACUUGAAGCAGGAAAAGGAGGUCACUGAAAUGAUCGUGCAGAGAAAAGUAGGACAGCAUAAACAUCAAAAGCAGACUAUUAAAGAGUUGAUGGACAGAAUUAAAAUUCUCGAGAAAUCUCUUAGCCAUGUUGUAAAAGAGUUCGAAGCAGAACGUAAAGAUAUUAUUUGCAGAGGAGAGAUUGAAAAUGCUUCUGCAAAAGCUGAAAUCCUCAAGUUACAGAGAGUAAUUGAACUGAAAACUAUAGAAAUGAGCAAAGUAAAAAGACUGGCUAAAAAUAUUCUUGAUGAAAGGACAGAACUUGAGAAUUUUUUCCUCACAAGCUUGGAUGAUGUUAAAGCUGAAAUAGCAGCAAACCGGAGUCAGUACAGAAAAGAGGCAUUUGCAGCAUUUCAUCAGAAAGUACUUGCAGCUCAUGCCAGUAGAGAAGCAUACCCGAAAAUUAGAACUUUCACUCAGAUGGAGCAAAGUACAAACAGUGUAUACAAUGACAUAGAAGCUGCAGAGAUAUUAUAUGAUGUCAAAAGGAAGGUAGAUAUACGUGAUCUGACUUGGGAGCAGAAAGAAAAAGUUCUGCAAUAUCUGUUUGCAAGAAUGAAUAUGAGCACAAGUAAACCAUUUCUGCCAGAUGUAAAGGAAAGGCACAGUCAAACACUAAGUAUCACACAAGGCGAAAAAAG
Candidula unifasciata is the source of this 807-nucleotide messenger RNA. The record is from the annotation of a GenBank genome assembly. NCBI's taxonomy places the organism in Eukaryota, Metazoa, Mollusca, Gastropoda, Stylommatophora, Geomitridae.